Guillardia theta CCMP2712 is the source of this 573-nucleotide messenger RNA. RefSeq lists its product as hypothetical. Lineage: Eukaryota; Cryptophyceae; Pyrenomonadales; Geminigeraceae. The transcript has a single exon. The coding region runs from base 1 to 573 and encodes 190 amino acids. The record is from RefSeq and is a predicted model, not a curated record.
AUGAUUGAGAACGUAGGAGCUAGAUAUCCGCACAUGAAGCAGCUCUUCAAGGAAGCUCUCGAGCACGUAGAGGGCAUUGAGGAGCAACGAGGAUCCGUGGCGGUCGUCCCUAGCAUCCAUGGCCAAGACACGGACGAAGAAGGGGAUCAAGGCAUGUCUUCGUCGUCUGAGAGCACAGCGAAUCAUAACGAGGAGCACUCAAGUGCACGGGCCAAAGGCGGGCUUGACGUGGAGGACGCAAAGGUCAUUUUCUGUGCGAUGCCUUCGGGGAAACGGAAAGUCACCAGGACGAGCAAGCUGUUGGGAGCGAAGUAUGGGGUGAGCCCAAAGACUAUCCGAGACAUCUGGAACAAACGGACUUGGGUGCAUGCGACUGUGAGCUUCUGGACCAAGGAAGAGCAGAUGUCACACUCCAAGGUGCUUUGCGACAACUGUUCCAUGUCUGUGGGAACAGCGUGCCUGAUGAACGGGCAGUGUGCCUGUCGCAAGAAGCUCGGCCGACCAUCGGGAGCAAGAGAUAGAAAACCUCGCAAACGACGAGGCUUGGGAUUCUCUGGAAUCUCUUCCAGUUGA